Molecule: messenger RNA, 2376 nt
Organism: Castor canadensis (American beaver)
Lineage: Eukaryota; Metazoa; Chordata; Mammalia; Rodentia; Castoridae
Source: RefSeq, a predicted model, not a curated record
AUGUGGCUGUGGAAGCAGAUGCGUGUGAGCGGGGCCACCAGCUCAGGAGUACGGGCUGUGGGGGAGCAGCCUUUGAACGCUGGAGAAAACAAGGAGACAGAUUCUUCCCUGCAGCCUCCAUCUAGCCUUGCCAACACCUUUGCUUUAGACUCGAGACUUCAGUUUUGGUCUUUGACCUCUGGAAGUAUGAAAGCUCCUGUAAUUUCCCUGGGCCAGAUUCUGAGUCAAAAGAAAAAUACUAAAGUGCUGAGGCAACAGCUGUUCCCAUUCCUUCAGGGUGGUGAUUCUGAGCCCAGUGAUGUGCUCAUUCUCGCUGUUCACCUGGCCCAGGCAAGCUUCCAGAUUGAAGCCUUUGGUUCCAAAUUCAUUCUUGACCUCAUACUGAACAAUGGUUUGCUGUCUUCGGAUUAUGUGGAGAUUCACUAUGAAAAUGGGAAGCCACAGUACUCAAAGGGUGGAGAGCACUGUUACUACCACGGAAGCAUCAGAGGCGUCAAAGACUCAAAGGUGGCUCUGUCGACGUGCAAUGGACUUCAUGGUAUGUUUGAAGACAAUACCUUUGUGUAUAUGAUCGAGCCGUUGGAGCUGAUUCAUGACGAGAAAAGCACAGGUCGACCACAUAUAAUCCAGAAAACCUUGGUGGGACAAUAUUCUCAGCAAUUGAAGAAUCUAAGUAUGGACGGCAGUGACCUGCCUUUGGAAUCUGAAUUGCAGUGGCUGAAGAGAAGGAAGAGAGCAGUGAAUCCAUCUCGUGGUGUGUUUGAAGAAAUGAAAUAUUUGGAGCUUAUGAUUGUUAAUGAUCACAAAACGUAUAAGAAGCACCGCUCUUCUCCUGCACAUACCAACAACUUUGCAAAAUCUGUGGUCAACCUCGUGGAUUCUAUUUACAAGGAGCAGCUCAAUACCAGGGUUGUCCUGGUGGCUGUAGAGACCUGGACAGAGAGGGAUCAUAUUGAAAUUACAAACAGCCCUGUGCAGAUGCUCCAUGAGUUCUCCAAAUAUCGGCAGCGUAUCAAGCAGCAUGCAGAUGCCGUGCACCUCAUCUCGCGUGUGACAUUCCAUUAUAAGAGAAGCAGUCUGAGUUUCUUUGGAGGUGUUUGUUCUCGCACAAGAGGUGUUGGUGUGAAUGAGUAUGGUCUUCCAAUGGCAGUGGCACAAGUAUUAUCGCAGAGCCUGGCUCAAAACCUUGGAAUCCAAUGGGAACCUUCUAGCAGAAAGCUAAAAUGUGACUGCACAGAAUCCUGGGGUGGCUGCAUCAUGGAAGAAACGGGGGUAUCCCAUUCCCGAAAGUUCUCAAAGUGCAGCAUUUUGGAAUACAGAGACUUUUUACAGAGAGGGGGUGGAGCCUGUCUUUUCAACAGGCCAACAAAGUUGUUCGAACCCACAGAAUGUGGAAAUGGAUUUGUGGAAGCUGGGGAGGAGUGUGAUUGUGGUUUCCAUGUGGAAUGCUACGGAUUGUGCUGCAAGAAGUGCUCACUCUCCAAUGGAGCCCACUGUAGUGAUGGCCCCUGCUGUAAUAGUACCUCAUGCCUUUUUCAGCCACGAGGUUAUGAAUGUCGAGAUGCUGUGAAUGGGUGUGAUAUUACUGAAUAUUGUACUGGAGACUCUGGCCAGUGCCCACCAAAUCUUCACAAGCAAGAUGGAUAUUCCUGCAAUCAAAAUCAGGGUCGCUGCUAUAAUGGCGAGUGCAAGACUAGAGACAACCAGUGUCAGUACAUCUGGGGAACAAAGGCUGCAGGGUCUGACAAGUUCUGUUAUGAAAAGCUGAAUACAGAAGGCACAGAGAAGGGAAACUGCGGGAAAGAUGGAGACCGAUGGAUCCAGUGCAGCAAACAUGAUGUGUUCUGUGGAUUUUUGCUUUGUACCAAUCUUACUCGAGCUCCACGUAUUGGUCAACUUCAAGGAGAGAUCAUCCCAACUUCCUUCUAUCAUCAAGGCCGAGUGAUUGACUGCAGUGGUGCUCACGUAGUUUUAGAUGAUGAUACAGAUGUGGGCUAUGUAGAAGAUGGAACGCCCUGUGGCCCAUCCAUGAUGUGUUUAGAUCGGAAGUGCCUACAGAUUCAAGCCCUAAAUAUGAGCAGCUGCCCACUUGAUUCCAAGGGUAAAGUCUGUUCAGGCCAUGGGGUGUGUAGUAAUGAAGCCACCUGCAUCUGUGAUUUCACCUGGGCAGGGACAGACUGCAGUAUCCGGGAUCCAGUUAGGAAUCCUCCCCCUCCCAAGGAUGAAGGACCCAAGGGUCCUAGUGCCACCAAUCUCAUAAUAGGCUCCAUCGCUGGUGCCAUCCUGGUAGCAGCUAUUGUCCUUGGGGGCACAGGCUGGGGAUUUAAAAAUGUCAAGAAGAGGAGAUUCGACCCUACUCAGCAAGGCCCCAUCUGA